This is a messenger RNA of Drosophila sulfurigaster albostrigata, 2110 nucleotides long. It is a transcript of the gene Pdp, whose product is annotated as pyruvate dehydrogenase [acetyl-transferring]-phosphatase 1, mitochondrial. The record is from RefSeq and is a predicted model, not a curated record. Bases 323 to 1777 code for a protein of 484 amino acids. Gene Ontology annotation, molecular function: protein serine/threonine phosphatase activity. The transcript is spliced from 4 exons. Gene Ontology annotation, biological process: protein dephosphorylation. Lineage: Eukaryota; Metazoa; Arthropoda; Insecta; Diptera; Drosophilidae.
UUUGACAUUAGUUCGUUUUAUUUCGGCUUUAUUUUCGUAUUGUUUUCAAUUUUGUGCUGCACAAAUGUACAAUAAAAUCGAACACGAAGGCCGAGCAAUAAAGAGCAACUUGUGCAGCAGCAACCGAGAGACAGCACCAAAGCGCCCAUAAAUUGCCGUUAACUGCCUUGCGCGACAAUUAAUCAAAUAAAAAAAAGAGAGGCAACAACAACAACCAGAAGAAGCAGUAGAACGUGUGUGGUUACCGCACUUGGAAGGAAGGAAGAAGUAAGGCAACACACACAGAUCCAGCAUAGCAUAUAGUAUUUCGAAUCACACAUAGAUGUUAAAGUUUGUGCUGCACGACGCCAUUGGCUACGUGCGCAACAAUGUGCGUGAGUUCAGUCUCAAUGCUCUCCGACUGCUGCCGCAGCUUCCCCAGCUGAGUCCCUACGAUGUGAAUUUGGCAUUACGCGAAAAUGAAUUCGUUUACAAUUUCCCGCUGGACGGCAUCAUACGCAGCUACGAAACAAAUCAACUCGGUUCCAAUUCCCCCUGCGAGGAUUCACGCACUGAAGCCAGUCUCCUCCAUCGCAACGGCUUCAUCUGCGGUGUCUUCGAUGGCCACGGCGGUGCUGCUUGCGGUCAAGUGGUCUCCAAGCGCCUUCUCCGCUACAUCUCCGCGGGCACGUUGCCCCGCCAAGUGCUGCGGGAGCAGAUGAAGCAAGGAUGCACCAGCCAAUCGUUCCUCAAGUGUCACAACGACAAUGUCGAUUUCGUUAGCGAGAUUCGUCCCAUCUACGAGAACAGCUUCCAGCAGUACAUCAAGCGUCUGAGUGCGGAGCCGCAGCGCGAUGUCGCCACCGAGCUGGAGCAGGCUUUCCAGCAACUAGACGAGGAUUUGGCCCUCGAAGCCUUGGCCACCAACGAUGUGCGCACCAUGAGCGUUGCGCUCUCCGGCGCCGUUGCCUGUUUGGUGCACCUGGAGGGACUUCAGUUGCAUGUGGCCAGCACAGGGGACUGUGGAGCUGUGCUCGGAGUGCUCGAUCCGCAGACGAAUCAGUGGCAACCGAAGAAGCUGAACAGCGAACACAAUGCGGACAACAUGCAGGAGGUGGAGCGCAUUCUCCAGGAGCAUCCGCGAGAGGAGCGCGAGACGAUCAUACGGAAUGGUCGACUGCUGAGUCAAUUGGCGCCGUUGCGCGCCUUUGGCGACUAUCGAUACAAGUGGCCGGUGGAGACGAUGCAGCAGCAGGUGGUGCCCAUGUUUGGGGAGCAUGUGAUGCCACCGAAUUAUUAUACACCGCCGUACCUGACCGCACGCCCCGAUGUCCAGCAGCACGAGCUGGGCGUCAACGAUAAGUUUCUAGUCAUUGCCAGCGAUGGCCUCUGGGAUUUCCUCACGCCCAGCGAGGUCGUCAGUCUGGUGGGUGAGCACAUCAACUCCAAGAAGAUCCUCGAGCCGAUGCGUCUCCCCAGUGGCGAUGUCAAGCUGAAGGAGAUCUCCGCCCAGCUAGCGGAGCGCAAAGCCGGACUGACGCGCAAGCCGAUCGAUCAGAAUGCGGCGACACACUUGAUAAGGCAUGCUUUAGGAGCCACCGAGUAUGGCAUUGAGCACUCAAAGAUCUCGUAUUAUUUGUCGCUGCCUCAGGAUGUGGUGCGUUUGUAUCGCGACGACAUCACCAUCACCGUCAUCUACUUCAACUCGGAGCACAUCGCCAAGCUGCGCAACGAGACAGCGACUGCGUCAUCACCAUCUUCAUCAUCAUCAUCAUCGCAACCUCAGCCAGCGGCGUGAUUUGAGUGAACGACGAGAUCUGGAUGUUGGAUGGAUUCACGUGUACCUUCGAGCAUCUAAGCUAAAUUGAUAUAUAUAUAUAUAUAUGUAUAUGCUAUAUAUGUAUUUGUAUAUGAUGAAUAUGUAUUUAUUGGACGGCGUCUUAGCUAAAUCUCAGCUAGUCGCAUAAGUUGUUUCGUUUAAGUUUUGUUUACAAUCUCCUCCUUCUCCUCUCCUCUUCAAUUUUUCCCUGUCUCUAAUUGUUGUCACUAGUUGUUGCUAUUGUUGUUGCCGAAGUCUUGAUCCUUGACGAUCGAAGCACUGAAAAUUACAAUUUAAAAAACACACUUUGAU